AAAAAUGAAAAUAAGAAAUUUAUUGAUUUCACAUUAAUUUCUAUAAAUUAAAAUAAUCAGAUAGAAAAUGAAGGUACUUCCCGGUUAACUCCAUACUCCUUCACUCUCUCUCUCUCCCUCCACUUUCUCUCUCUUCUCGUCAUCUUCUUCCCGACUCCACCACAGGAGCUUUUCCCAUGGGAAAAGCCGCCAAAUGGUUCAGAGGCCUCCUCGGCCUCAAGCCCUCCGACGCCGCCCACCGCCCCUCUCCGAGGAGGAAAUGGAGCUUCGCCAUCUCCUGCACCAGCGAUCGGCAGAGGCACCACCACGACGUCGUUCCAGGGCCGCGAGACACCGACGACGCGGAGGCCAGCAAGCACGCCAUCGCCGUUGCCGCCGCGACCGCCGCCGUGGCCGAUGCAGCCGUCGCGGCCGCUCACGCCGCCGCCGCUGUGGUCCAGCUGACCAGCGGAGGCGGCAGGAGCGUCGCCUCAUCCGGUGGUCGGGAGAUGAAGGCGGCUGUUGCGAUCCAGUCUCAUUUUCGUGCCUAUUUAUCAAGGAGAGCUUUGAGGGCGCUCAAGGCGUUGGUGAAGCUGCAAGCGCUCGUGAGGGGCCACCUUGUGAGGAGGCAGACCGCGUACACUAUGCGCCGGUUGCAGGCGCUCGUCCGAGCACAAGUGAGAGCUCGGGUAGGACGGGCGCUGAUGUCGGAUUCCCCUCAUUCCACCACGAAAUCAUUCAAUUAUCCGGGGCCAGAGACGCCUGAGAAAUUCGAGCAUGCUCUUCGGUCUAGGAGCACGAAGCACGAGCAGACGAUGUUGCUGAAGAGGAAUGGUUCGAGAUCAAGCGGCUUUAUCUCGCCCCACCACCACGAUCCCGAGAAGCCACGUGCUAGCAGAAGGUCGUGGGAGCACGGUGAUGAUAGAAGCGACAAGAUUCUUGAAGUGGACACCGGUAACAUCCACAUGAAGCGCAGGAGCCUCUUCUGCUCGUCUCAUCUUAGCCUAGGCUCCGAACAGAACUUCCCGAGCUACACCACAUCCAAGGACUCCACGGCCCGCCAAUCAAUACGUAGCCUGUCAUCGGGCGAAGUUCAAUCUCCGACCCCCUUGAAAUUUGCAGAGGAGGACGCGGACGAGAGCGCGACAUUCUAUUCAGCAUCAGCGAGGUCCAAGAGCGAUGGCACUAGAAGCUGUCUGAGUGGUUACACUGAUCAUCCAAACUACAUGUCUUACACAGAAUCAUCGAAAGCUAAGCUGAGAUCCCUCAGCGCUCCGAGACAGAGACGCUACUAUGAAAGAUCAAGCUCUGCCCAGAGGUACUCGGAUCACGGCUAUGGUGAUUCGGUGCCUACUCAGAGAGUGUCCACCUUGCACGCUAACUUCACCAGCAAGGCCUACCCGGGAUCCGGCCGCCUAGAUAGGUCCGGGAUGCCCGUUCGAGGCGACUUCGAAGGUUUCAGUGGUGGUGGUGGUGGUGGUGGUAACUGGCAGAGAUUUUGAGGUAAUACUUAGGCACAUAUUUUCCUUAGAAUUUAACUAGUAAUUGCUAAUGUAGCAAUGUAGAAUGUUCUAACUUCCAACAAUGGUUUUAGUGGCAUGUCAUUUUCGUAUUAACAAAUGAGAAUUCGAUGUAAGAGGAAAAUGUAAAAUAACUUACUCCGUAUGAGUUUUUGUAAUUUAUUGCAACUUUUAUGAUGGUAUGAUUUUAUAA
Messenger RNA from Salvia splendens (bonfire salvia), 1692 nucleotides. RefSeq names its product protein IQ-DOMAIN 25-like. NCBI's taxonomy places the organism in Eukaryota, Viridiplantae, Streptophyta, Magnoliopsida, Lamiales, Lamiaceae. Gene Ontology annotation, molecular function: protein binding. The transcript has 4 exons. Bases 177 to 1481 code for a protein of 434 amino acids. The record is from RefSeq and is a predicted model, not a curated record.